GGAGCCGCCGCGGCCGGACCCGAUGCCGGGAGCUGGGCGCUGAGGGCGGCCCCGACAUGGGGGUUCUCAGCAUCACGGACCAGCCCCCUCUGGUCCAAGCCAUCUUUAACCGGGAUGUGGAGGAGGUUCGGUCGCUGCUCAAUCAGAAGGAGAACAUCAAUGUGCUGGAUCAGGAACGCCGGACCCCUCUCCACGCUGCUGCCUACAUCGGAGACGUUGCAAUCCUCGAGCUGCUCAUCCUGUCAGGUGCUAACGUGAACGCCAAGGACACGGUGUGGCUGACGCCGCUGCACCGCGCCGCGGCCUCGCGCCACGAGAAAGCCCUCCAGCUGCUCCUGAAGCACUCGGCCGAUGCCAACGCGCGGGACAAGCACUGGCAGACCCCGCUGCACGUGGCCGCCGCCAACCGGGCCACCAAGUGCGUGGAGGCGCUGCUGCCGCUGCUCAGCACCGUCAACGUGGCCGACCGCACCGGGCGCACGGCGCUGCACCACGCCGUGCACAGCGGCCACCUGGAGAUGGUGAACCUGCUGCUCAACAAAGGUGCCAGCCCCAGCACGUGUGACAAGAAGGACAGACAGCCCCUGCACUGGGCGGCCUUCCUGGGUCACCUGGAGGUGCUGAAGCUGCUGGUGGCGCGCGGGGCCGAUGUCAUGUGCAAGGACAGGAAGGGUUACACGCUGCUGCACACGGCGGCCGCCAGCGGCCAGAUCGAGGUCGUGCGUCACCUCCUCAGGCUGGGGGUGGAGAUCGACGAGCCCAACUCCUUCGGGAACACGGCGCUGCACAUCGCCUGCUACAUGGGGCAGGACGCGGUGGCCAACGAGCUGGUCAACGUGGGGGCCAACGUCAACCAGCCCAACGAGAAGGGCUUCACCCCCCUGCACUUCGCCGCCGUCUCCACCAACGGCGCCCUGUGCCUCGAGAUCCUCGUCAACAACGGCGCCGACGUCAACUUCCAGAGCAAGGAAGGGAAGAGCCCCCUGCACAUGGCGGCGAUCCACGGACGGUUCACGCGCUCGCAGAUCCUCAUCCAGAAUGGCAGUGAGAUCGACUGUGCCGACAAGUACGGCAACACCCCCCUGCACGUCGCUGCUAGAUACGGCCACGAGCUGCUAAUUAGUACGUUAAUGACCAAUGGUGCUGACACUGCCAGGCGCGGCAUCCACGACAUGUUCCCCCUGCACUUGGCCGUUCUCUUCGGGUUCUCCGACUGUUGUCGCAAGCUGCUUUCCUCAGGUCAGUUGUACAGCAUCGUGUCCUCGCUGAGCAACGAGCACGUGCUGAGCGCCGGCUUCGACAUCAACACCCCCGACAACCUGGGCAGGACCUGUCUGCACGCUGCUGCUUCCGGAGGGAACGUUGAAUGUCUGAACCUGCUGCUGAGCAGCGGCGCCGACCUGCGGAGGAGGGACAAGUUCGGGAGGACCCCCCUGCACUACGCGGCGGCCAACGGCAGCUACCAGUGCACGGUGACGCUGGUGACGGCCGGGGCCGGCGUCAACGAGGCCGACGGCAAAGGCUGCACGGCGCUGCACUACGCGGCCGCCUCCGACACCUACCGCAGAGCCGAGGCUCACUCAGGACCCAGCGAGGAGGAGCCCCUGAAGGAGUCGAGGCUGAAGGAGGCGUUCUUCUGUCUGGAAUUCCUGCUGGACAACGGUGCUGACCCCUCCCUGCGGGACAAGCAGGGCUACACCGCCGUCCACUACGCGGCCGCCUACGGCAACCGGCAGAACCUCGAGCUGCUCCUGGAAAUGUCCUUUAACUGCCUGGAGGAUGUGGAAAGCACCGUUCCAGUCAGCCCUUUGCAACUUAGCUGUGAGUCCUGCGGGUCCUGGAGGGCCUACAAUGGUCACUGUGAAGCCCUCAAGGCUCUGGCCGAGACGCUGGUGAACCUGGACGUGCGGGACCACAAGGGCCGCACCGCGCUCUACCUGGCCACGGAGCGCGGCGCCAGCGAGUGCGUGCAGGUGCUCACCAGCCACGGCGCCUCCGCCCUGGUCAAGGAGAGGAAGAGGAAGUGGACGCCUCUCCACGCUGCAGCUGCCAACGGGAACACGGAUUCCCUGCACCUCCUGAUCGACAGCGGCGAGCGGGCGGACAUCACCGACGUCAUGGACAUCCACGGCCAGACCCCUCUGAUGCUGGCCAUCAUGAACGGCCACGUGGACUGUGUCCAUCUCCUGCUGGACAAGGGCUCCACGGCCGACGCCGCCGACAAGAGGGGCCGGACCGCGCUGCACCGGGGGGGGCUGUGUGUGUGUCCCCAGGCUGUGACUGGCUGCGAGGACUGCCUGGCCGCCCUGCUGGACCACGAUGCCUUCGUCCUGUGCCGGGACUUCAAGGGCCGCACCCCGAUCCACUUCGCCUCGGCCUGCGGGCACCUGGAGGUGCUGCGGACGCUGCUGCGCGCGGCGCUGUCCACCGACCCGCUGGACGCCGUGGUGGACUACAGCGGCUACUCGCCCAUGCACUGGGCCUCCUACAGUGGGCACGAAGAUUGUCUUGAAUUGUUACUUGAACACAACCCGUUCGCUUACCUGGAAGGAAACCCCUUUACUCCAUUGCACUGUGCAGUAAUUAACAACCAGGACGGCACUGCUGAAAUGCUGCUGGAAGCAUUGGGUGCCAAGAUUGUCAAUAGCAGAGAUGCCAAAGGAAGGACCCCCCUCCACGCCGCCGCCUUCGCCGACAACGUGCGGGGGCUGCGGCUGCUGCUGCGCCACCAGGCCCUGGUGGACCCGGCCGACAAGAUGGGCAGGACCCCGCUGAUGGUGGCAUCGGAGCACGGGCACGCGGCGGCACUGGAGUUCCUGCUGUUCCAGGCGAAAGCGAACAUUGCUGUGCUGGACGUCAACAAGAACACAGCUCUUCACCUGGCCUGCAGCAAGGGCCAUGAAAAGUGUGCCUUGUUGAUCCUGGGGGAAACCCAAGACCUUGGCCUUAUCAAUGCAAGUAACAGUGCUCUGCAGAUGCCGCUGCACAUCGCGGCGCGGAACGGCCUGGCCUCGGUGGUGCAGGCCCUGCUCAGCCGCGGGGCCACCGUGCUGGCUGUGGAUGAAGAAGGUCACACCCCAGCCCUGGCGUGCGCCCCCAACAAGGACGUUGCCGACUGCCUGGCACUGAUCCUCUCCACCAUGAAGCCUUUCCCGCCCAAGGACGCGCUCGGCUCCUUCAGCCUCAGCCUCCUCACGAACUGCGGCAUCGCGGCCAAGGCGGCGGUGCCGGCGUGCGGGGCCCUCCCGAACGGCUCCUCCUGCCCCUACUCCAAGGAACGCCACAGCGCCAUCGGCCUGGACGGCUGCUACUCGGAGUGACCUCCUCCUCCUCCUCCCCCGACCACGGGUGACCCGAUAUCUUUAUUCUAUUUAUUUAGAAAUUCUAUAAAUAUAGGGCACUUUAAAGGAGAACAA
Molecule: messenger RNA, 3416 nt
Organism: Melozone crissalis (California towhee)
Lineage: Eukaryota; Metazoa; Chordata; Aves; Passeriformes; Passerellidae
Gene: ANKRD52
Product: ankyrin repeat domain 52
Cellular component (GO): cytoplasm
Molecular function (GO): protein binding
Source: RefSeq, a predicted model, not a curated record